CCUCGAUAGCAGUGGGUUUGGUUUGGUUUUGUUAGAUAUUCUGGAAUUUCACAGUAACCAUGUAUGUGAAGACAAAUUUUAAGUUCUGUCUCAUUUUUAAAGGUUAUUGCAAUAAUUAAAGCUACUGAACAAUUAUAAGUAGAAAAAAAUCUCUGAAAAUUAUUUCUUAGAUCAAAAGACUCAUUACAUCAGGUAUGGUGAACCCCAGUAUUUCUGAUAUCACAGUUCGUAUCCAUUUCCUAUUAUCUUAGGGUUUGAGAAGAGAGAGAUGUGGCAGGGGAAUCAUACCUCUCUGGAAGACUUCAUCCUUGAAGGGCUCUUUGAUGACUCCCUCACCCACCUUUUUCUUUUCUCCUUGACCAUGGUGGUUUUCCUCAUUGCAGUGAGUGCCAACACCCUCACCAUUCUCCUCAUCUGUGCUGAUCCUCGGCUUCAUACACCAAUGUACUUCCUACUCAGCCAGCUGUCCCUCAUGGAUCUGAUGCAUGUCUUCAUUACCAUCCCCAAGAUGGCUACCAACUACUUAUCUGGCAAGAAGUCCAUCUCCUUUGUGGGCUGUGCAAUCCAGCACUUUCUCUAUUUAUCUGUGGGUGGUGCUGAGUGUCUUCUCCUGGCUCUCAUGUCCUAUGACCGCUAUGUUGCCAUCUGUCAUCCACUGCGUUAUACUGUUCUCAUGAACAGAAAGUUGGGAGUGAUGAUGGCUGUCAUGUCAUGGUUGGAAGCAUCCAUGAACUCCCUAAUUCACACAGUGAUUUUGAUGCACUCGCCUUUCUGUGGGCCUCGAAAAAUCCACCACUUCUAUUGUGAGCUUCCAGCUGUUGUGAAGUUGGUAUGUGGAGACAUCACUGUUUAUGAGACCACAGCAUACAUCAGCACCAUCCUACUCCUUCUCUUCCCUAUCAUCCUGGUUUCUACAUCCUAUGCCUUCAUCCUACACAGUAUUAUGCAGAUGUGUUCUGCUGGGAGCAAGAAAAAUGCCUUUGCUACUUGUAGCUCUCACUUCACUGUGGUUUCCCUCUGGUUCGGUGCCUGUAUCUUCUCAUAUAUGAGGACCAGGGCCCAUCGCACUCCACUGCAAGACAAAGCUGGGUCUGUGUUCUAUAGCAUCAUUACUCCCACACUGAAUCCUCUGAUUUAUACCCUCCGGAAUAGGGAUGUAGCUAAGGCACUUAGGAAAGUGCUGGGGAUAGAUAUUGUCACCCAAUGA
Loxodonta africana (African savanna elephant) is the source of this 1207-nucleotide messenger RNA. RefSeq names its product olfactory receptor 2AE1-like. Gene Ontology annotation, molecular function: olfactory receptor activity; G protein-coupled receptor activity. NCBI's taxonomy places the organism in Eukaryota, Metazoa, Chordata, Mammalia, Proboscidea, Elephantidae. The coding region runs from base 269 to 1207 and encodes 312 amino acids. The transcript has a single exon. The record is from RefSeq and is a predicted model, not a curated record. Gene Ontology annotation, biological process: G protein-coupled receptor signaling pathway; detection of chemical stimulus involved in sensory perception of smell. Gene Ontology annotation, cellular component: plasma membrane.